AUGGCGACCGUCCUCGUCCGACCUGCGGCCGUGCACGGGUCGGGCGUCGCAGUCUCUACCGAUGAGGAAUACCAGGCUUUCUUCAAUUUGCUGCACAAAGUCUCUGUGGUGCAAAGCUGUGUCAUCACGGCAACAACGAUAUGUGGUUGGGAGCAUCUGGCCUUGUUGCCGGCUGAGAUCAGAGCAUGGCGUCUCCUGCUUGCCGGCAACUUCCGCCCACCCCGUAUCGCCGUCCUUUUAGCCCGGUACGCCGUCAUAGGCGCCAUUGUCUCCUCUGGCAUGUUCUUCUGGGGCGAUCCACGCGACUGCGGCGCCGUACUUGACAGCAUCUGGUCCCUCUACAUAAUCCUCUGGGCCUGCUGCGCCUCCAUCUUCCUGUAUCGUCUCAAGAUCAUGUACUGCGACAGCCGGCGGGUAAUGUUCCCCCUCGUCGGGCUGUGGUGUAUCAGCAUUGGCGUGUGGGCGUACAUCGUUCAUCAUGGGUUUCACGGGGUGCGCGUGCCCGACGAGACGCAAGUACCGUGGGGACCAAAGUGCAAGCCCAAUGUUAACAGAAAUCUGGCGCCCAUCGGGUGGAUGAUCUCUUUUGUCUUCGACCUCGUCGUCCUAGUAGCUACAGUCGCGCGUCUGCGGCGCAUCGAUCAAGAUAGGCUGUGGGGCCACGCAGCAAGGACGCAUCGCUGGCUCUGGACAUCGUCCCUCAUCUACUUUAGCGUCGCUACGGCUGUCAAUCUUUCCUGCUUUCUCGCUGAGCUGCUCGUCGAUGAUUCGGUCCUCUCGCAGAUUCCAACGAGCAUCGCGUUUGUUAUGCACGUCGUUGUGGCCUCGCGGCUUGUGUUGGCUAGCAAGGGCUGGAUCGGUGAUUACGAGGCUGAUGAUCACGUCUACGACUGGGAGCUCGAGGAACCACACCACAGUAGGAGUAGCAAGGCUUCGACGCGCCGUAGCCAUCCGUCGGAGGCUCCCAUAACCUUUGACUUGCACAUCGAGGAGCGAGUGUCGGACUUCCGCCCUCAAUCGACCCACCAAGGCCCCCAGGAGACUCGACAGGUGCACAGUCUACCUCGCGGUCUGACGUCCUUUCCGCAACGGCGUAGCAUCAUCCGGCGCAGCAAGAGCUCCGUGGCCAUGAGUGCUCCCCCUGCAAUGUGGUGCUACGACGGCAAGCAGACGACAUCUCCGGCUGCUCCUACCGCUGGGGGUGGGACAGAGAUGACCGAUGUAAAUGGCGGCGGCGGCGGUGAUGGCGCUGCUCCAAGCUGGCUCGAGGAAGUUCGAGAGGCCAGUUCGGCCACUGCUGGCCCCGUACGCAAGAUGACUUCAACGACGUUGCGCCGACCCUCGGGCGACAAUGGGAACAAGAAGACGUUGAAAGCGAGCGCAGCUGGAGGACAUCGCCCUGCACCAUUGAGAGGUGUCGUGGUAUCGCCUCACCACGGCGAAGAGGAGGAGAACGUCGAGAAUCAGGAGAUCUCGGUAGAUAGUCCCCUUAGAAAACAUGGCAAGGCUCUCCUCUCCAUCUCAUCCCCAGAGGCCGGAGUCGGCUUCCCCUUUGAGUACGAUGGCGUCGAGCGUCGCGGAGGGGAGUGUGGCUGGGUCACCUCGAAGACAUCAUCAGCACGAAUAUUCACAACAUCACCUGAGGCAGCGGCAGCCGGAGCAGCGUCAUGCGCGUCUGCAUCACAGCUUGUCGAUGCCCUUUCCAAGUUCGCACCAUGA
Messenger RNA from Jaminaea rosea, 1719 nucleotides. RefSeq lists its product as hypothetical. The record is from RefSeq and is a predicted model, not a curated record. The transcript is spliced from 9 exons. Bases 1 to 1719 code for a protein of 572 amino acids. Lineage: Eukaryota; Fungi; Basidiomycota; Exobasidiomycetes; Microstromatales.